Molecule: messenger RNA, 2759 nt
Organism: Corylus avellana
Lineage: Eukaryota; Viridiplantae; Streptophyta; Magnoliopsida; Fagales; Betulaceae
Gene: ATZW10
Product: centromere/kinetochore protein, putative (ZW10)
Biological process (GO): endoplasmic reticulum to Golgi vesicle-mediated transport; mitotic spindle assembly checkpoint signaling; mitotic cell cycle
Cellular component (GO): nucleus; chromosome, centromeric region; RZZ complex
Source: RefSeq, a predicted model, not a curated record
UCACCACAGUCCACAACACAAACUCCCCGGCGCACGUUAGCCUUCUCCGCCAUCUAAUCAUCCACUAGCAUUCAAAAACCGCCUGGCAUCCCAUCACAGCCGUGGGAUUGCGGCGAGGCCACAUCAUGGACGCGCUCUUCGACUCGAUCAAUGUCCGGGACCUACUCUCGGCCCGAGACCUCUCGGACCCGACCUGCCCGCUCUCCGCACCGGAUCUCCGCCUCCUCAUCCAAAGGCUCGAGUCCCACUCGCUCCACAUCAAGUCCAAGGUCGGCUCCUACCUUCUCUCCCACCACCACCACUUCGCCUCCCUUUUCUCCCUCUGCAACGACGCUGUUUCGCAAUCCGACCUCAUCUCCUCCAACCUCUCUGAUCUUCUCCGGUUGAUCUCCGACCGUCCGAUCGACGUCGAGAUUCGGGACUUGAUCGAGGAGCUGAGCGAGAAGACAAGGGAGGCGAGGACCAGGAGAGAGCUGUUGGAGUUGGCGAGGGCAGUCGUGGAAAUUAGCGAGAGAUUGAAGGGCGUGAGGGAGGGGAUCAGGAAUGGACAGCUGAAAUUCGCUGCUGAGGAGGUGAGGGAAUUGAAGAAGGCGCUUAGGCUUCGUGAUGGUGAUCGUGACGGUGGUGACAUCGCUGAUGAGAGUGAGAGAGAGAGAGAACCGGUGGUGUACGGGCUGUUGAAGAAGGAGUGGUCGGAUUGCUUUGAAGAGAUUCAAGAGGUGCUUGUGAAAUUCAUGCAAAAUGCGGUGCGUUUCGAAGGAGACACUAAUAGACUACUAGUCCAGUAUCGGCUGAGCCUUAACGGAGUUGACUGGAUUGAGCUCCGAACAGUUCUUGAAGCCAUGGAUGUGGUUGGAAUUUUGGAUUAUGGACUUGCUAAGCUAGCGGAUUUGAUAAUCAAGUAUGUUGUCUCUCCUGCCGUAAAUCGUGGAUCACCGAUUUCAUUUGUAGAAGAGUUAAAUCAAGACCCAAAAGAAAUGACUGAAGCUGUAUUGAAGAUAGUACCUUCAGUAGAACCUAUGGUUGAGAAUGUCGAAGGUGAGGCAAUCUAUUCGGCAAUUAUACAGCUCAUUAAGUUUAUCGGCAAACGCAUAUGCUUUGAAAACGGUUCAUGGAUUGAAUCUUUUGGAAGAUUGACAUGGCCUAGGAUAUCAGAGCUGAUUAUUUGUAACUUUCUUUCCAAGGUUGUACCUAAGGAUGCUUCAAAACUUGCCGAUUUUCAGAAAAUCAUUGAAUGUACUUCUCAGUUUGAGACUGCUUUAAAGGAAAUGAUGUUUAUUUCAGCAUCUGAUAACAAGGAUGAAAAGUUGAGCAACUUCGCUCAAAAUGUUGAGGUUCACUUUGCCUCUAGGAAAAAGAAAGAAAUUUUGGGGAAGGCUCGAAAAUUGCUUCUACAAUGCGACUUUGACGUUCCUCAAGAGUACACAAGGAAAGGUCCUAUGCUGAAGGACAGAGCGGCUGUAAAUUCUUAUGAACAAGUUGUUGACUUGCUUUUUCUGUCCGAGAGGUGUGUGGUGUCUAAAGCAGCGAUUCAACUUAUGGAGCUAGUGCAUCAGACACUUAAGGAUGUUUGCUUGUCUUCCACAAGAGUUGCUCUAGAAUUCUAUCGUGCGGCUAGGGAUGCUAUACUUCUCUAUGAAGUUGUCAUUCCUGUCAAGCUAGAAAAGCAGCUUGAUGGCAUCAAUCAGGUUGCUGUUCUCAUGCACAAUGACUGUCUUUAUCUAUCUCAAGAGAUACUUGGGCUUGCAUUUGAGUAUCGGUCAGACUUUCCAAGUUCCAUUAAGGAACAUGCUGUAUUUGUUGAUAUGGCUCCAAGAUUUCAUCUUAUGGCAGAAGAAAUAUUGCAGAAGCAAAUUCAGCUUAUUUUAUAUAAUUUGAAAGAGGCUGUAGAUGGUGCUGAUGGAUUCCAGAAUACACAGCUGAAGCAACAAUUCGAAUUAGUAAAGUUUAGUAUAGAUCAGGUCAUUUUCAUUCUGGAGAAAGUGCAUAUCAUUUGGGAGCCACUUUUGCUACCUUCAACUUACAAAAGAAGCAUGUGUAUGGUUUUAGAGUCGGUUUUUUCUAGAAUUACGAGAGAUAUACUCCUUUUGGAUGAUUUAGCAGCAGAUGAGACGUUACAGCUUCAAAGACUGAUUCAUCUGAUGUUGGAAAAUCUAUCUUCUUUGUUUGAAUCCCUGGAUGCUGACAGCCAAAAGGAGAAGCCACGAGAGGACUCUACACCCUCUCUUGAUAAUAUUAUACCAUCUUUAUGUAAAAUCCGUAAACUGGCAGAAUUAUUAGAUAUGCCUCUCAAAUCCAUUACAACUGCUUGGGAAAGUGGAGAAGUAGUCAGUUGUGGUUUUACAGCGUUAGAGGUGAAAGAUUUCAUCAAAGGCAUAUUCACAGACUCACCCUUAAGAAAAGAAUGCUUAUGGAGGAUAGAAAAUUCCAGGUUUUAAAAAUUUCAUUCAAUUUUCCAGAAAUUUCUGCCAGAAAAGGGGAAAAGAGUAAGAUAAGAUUAGUACCCACUCCUCACGGCAUCUAGGCACCACCGAUAAGAGUUUAUUAUAUGUAGGGCAAUACAAUGAACAGAAAGCAAAAAAGUUAUUCAAGAGUUCUUGUCAGGUUUUGUUCUUGUAAGCUUGUCAUUUUUUAUUCUCGUCUCUUUCAAUUGGUGGUUGGUGGCUGAUGUUGAAGAGGAAACUGAGAAUCUCUUAAAUGUGUAGGUGAUGUAUAUAUAUGAACGUAGAAUGAGUGAUGCUAGUCUUUUGACCGAUUUA